This is a messenger RNA of Chaetomium globosum CBS 148.51, 7707 nucleotides long. RefSeq lists its product as uncharacterized. The transcript has 4 exons. NCBI's taxonomy places the organism in Eukaryota, Fungi, Ascomycota, Sordariomycetes, Sordariales, Chaetomiaceae. The record is from RefSeq and is a predicted model, not a curated record. Gene Ontology annotation, molecular function: serine-type peptidase activity; fatty acid synthase activity; 3-oxoacyl-[acyl-carrier-protein] synthase activity. Bases 1 to 7707 code for a protein of 2568 amino acids. Gene Ontology annotation, biological process: fatty acid biosynthetic process; proteolysis; secondary metabolite biosynthetic process.
AUGGCAUCACCUUCACUUUUAGUCUUUGGGCCGCAGUCGAGCCUGCUGUCGGAAGACUGGCUCGUGCAACUGCGGUCGACUUUGCUGGGAAACCGUAAACUUGAGGGCCUAGUUACCGCAAUAACUCAGCUUGAAUCCAUCUGGAACGAUCUUGCUCUCGCCGACCCAUCUUUCAAAGGCAUCCCUGGCCAGGAACAUUUCCGGGCCCUUUCCAACUGGAUCAGCAGCCCUGGCAACUCGGACCCGCCAGCGGAGCUUUCCCGACUCAACCUGCUCCUCACACCCCUUACCGUCAUCGCUCACCUAGUCGAAUACUUCAACUACUUGGAGGUGUCCGGCCUUUCCCAUGAACAACUCCUCAAUAGCACUUCCAUCAAUGGCGGCGGAUUCCAAGGCUUCUGUACCGGAUUGCUGGCCGCAGUGACGUUGUCAUUGGCCAAGGAUGAAGGAGAGGCGGUAAAACUCUCAACAUCGGUAUUGGGGCUUGCCGUGGCUCUCGGCGCAUAUGUCGACUUGGAUGGAUGUUUUGCGAAUCCACCGAGGGAAUUUUCCUGUCUCUCGGUUCGCUGGAAGAGCAGUGAAGAGAGCCUAUCGGUUUUCAAAGCGAUAGAGGAACAUGCUGAGGCAUACGUUUCUGUCAACUCCGAUGUAUUGAGUGCCACCGUCACCCUUCCCAAGCAAACGCAAGACGAGCUCGUUGCAAAACUCACUGAUCUCGGGGUCACCGCUCGUCCGUACCCACUCUCGGGCCGCUUUCACUCCUCCAUCCACGAGGAACAUGUGGAGAAGAUCGUCUCUCUCGGGAACUCCAACACCAAGUUCCGAUUCCCGGUGGCUUGUGGGUUGCCUAAUCUCGUCAGGGACGGCACGGGGUCCCCCAUUGGCAACAGCACUCCCCUUCAUGAGGUGAUUGCGAGGUCUAUGUUGGUUCAGCGGUCAGAAUGGAGCAGCACAAUUCGGUCUGCCCUGCCGGAACCUGCUUCUACUGGCACGGAGGCUGUCGUGUUUGGACUUGUGGACUGCAUACCUCGAUCCCUGGUCACUGAAGGUGGCCUUACCGUCACUCGACCUGGCUUCCAGAAGACGGGGGCAUACGUCUACCCUGAAGACGCGGUAGCCGUCGUCGGACUGGCCUGCCGAUUUCCCGGCGCGGAUUCGCUCGAAGAGUAUUGGCAGCUACUUCUGUCUAAAGCUUCCAUGCUCGGCAAGCUCCCAACCGAACGGUUCCCAACAAAAGGGUUGCGCCGGACACCAAAGGACGACAUUCCCUUCAUCGGAAACUUCCUCCGUGAUGGCUACGCCUUUGACAACAAGUUUUUCAACCGAUCUCCGCGCGAGGCCUCGGCCAUGGAUCCGCAGCACAAAUUAAUUCUGCAGGUCGCGUACGAAGCUCUCGAGACGGCGGGAUAUUUCAGCCAUGGCUCGUCACCUAGCGACGUCGGCUGUUACGUCGGUGUAGCGGCGUCUGACUACGAGGACAAUGUCGCGUCCCAUCUCCCGACAGCCUUCUCCGUCCUCGGCAUGGUCCGCGCGUUUGUGAGCGGCAAGAUCAGCCAUUUCUUUAACUUGAGUGGCCCGUCUAUGGUAUUCGACACGGCUUGUUCUUCCUCUGCUGUGGCCAUCCACACUCGCAUGCCAGGCUCUCAGGAAUGGGGAGUGCUCUCAUGGCCCUCGGCUGGCGGAGUCAACGUUAUUACAAGCCCAGUCCUGCAUCAGAACCUCGCGGCAGCAAAUUUUCUAAGCCCUACAGGCGAAUCCAAGGCCUUCGAUGCGCGUGCUGACGGGUACUGCCGCGGGGAGGGCGCGGGAAUGGUCGUCCUGAAGAAGUACUCUACAGCGCUUGCCGACGGCGAUCACAUUUACGGAAUCAUCGCAGGGUCUGCGGUCAACCAGAAUGACAACUGUGCGGCCAUUACCGUCCCUGUAUCAAAGUCGCAGACCGCGCUGUACAAGCGAGUGCUCAAGAUGGGACGGAUGGACCCUGAGAAGGUUUCGUAUGUCGAGGCACACGGAACCGGCACCCCGAAAGGAGACCCAAUCGAAUGUGCAAGCAUCCGAGAGGUAUUCGGAAACCAGCCCUCGCGCAAGCUGCACUUUGGCUCCGUCAAAGCAAGCAUCGGCCAUACGGAAGCCGCGUCUGGCGUGGCAGGCCUCAUCAAGGUCUUGCUCAUGAUGCACCAUCGGACGAUCCCGCCGCAGGCCAGCUUCCAGACACUCAACCCUAAUAUCCCACCCCUGGGUCCGUCCAAUAUGGAAAUUGCUCUGACACCCAGGGACUGGAAUGGCGAAUUCCUCGCCGCAUGCGUCAAUAACUACGGCGCGGCCGGCAGCAAUGCCGCCAUGCUUAUUUGCCAGCCUCCACGUCUCACCACGACGCCGAAGGCCCGCCGUGGAAGGGACAGCCUUCCCAUGAAAUACCCCGUCAUGCUAAGAGCCAAGUCCGCAGCCAGCCUUCAAGCCUACUGCAAUGCGUUGACGCAAUUCUUGGACAAGGCGUCUGCUCAUACCAGCGAUGACCAACUCCUGGCUGACGUUGCCUAUGGGCUCGCCACCCACCAGAACAUCAGCUUGCCCUACUCUCUCGGCACCACCGUCGAUUCUCUUGCUCGCCUGCGCCAGGAACUGAGCGCCUGCGCUUCCGCCACACUGCCCGAAGAGCAAACGGCAAAAGCCAAAUCCCGGCCUGUCAUCAUGGUCUUCUCCGGGCAAACGGGCAACACCGUCAACCUAUCCGAAGAAGCAUACCGGUCCUCCCUGCUUCUCCAGAGCCACCUGAACCGCUGCGACCGCAUUCUCCGAUCGCUGGGCCACCCGAGCAUCUUCCCCGCCAUCUUCUCCAAGCAGCCCAUCUCCGACACCCUGGUGCUCCACUGCGCCGUGUUUGCGCUGCAGUACUCCUGCGCUUGGGCCUGGAUCGACGCGGGGGUCCAGAUCGAUGCCAUGAUCGGCCAUAGCUUUGGCCAGCUGACCGCGCUCUGCGUGGCCGGUGCCAUGUCCCUCGAGGAUGGGCUGAAGCUGAUUGCUGGCCGAGCUAUCCUUGUUCGGGACCAGUGGGGUCCGGAAAGGGGGGCUAUGAUCUCUGUCGGCGCGGGCGAGCAACAGACGCAGGAGCUGGUGGCGAGCGCUCAUCAAGCUGGCAUCGAGGUUGAGAUUGCUUGCUUCAACGCCAAGGAUAACCAUGUCGUGGUUGGUUCUGCGUCUUCCAUUGCCGCCUUUGAGGACCUGGUUGCAGGCCAGGGCAGUGAGGUCCGUUUGAAGCGGCUGGAGGUCACUCACGGGUUUCAUUCCGUGUUUGUCGAUGGGAUUAUGCCGGAGUACAAGGCGCUGCUGGAUAGCAUUUCCUUUUCCCAGCCCAAGAUCCAUGUUGAGACUUGCUCGCCGGGCUCAGCUUGGAACACGGUCAACUCGGAGCUUGUUGCCCAACAGUCUCGCGAUGCCGUCCACUUUAGUGCUGCCAUUUCCCGCAUCCAGAAGAAGUUCAGUGAUUGCGUGUGGCUGGAAGCCGGUUCGGGCACGGCGGCCAUCCCCCUUGCUCGCCGAGCCCUGCAGGCGGAACAGGUCGACAUCGCGAAGCAUGCUUUCCACGCAGUCAAACUCGGAGCGCCGGACGCCAUGGAGUUGCUGGCGCAGACGACGCUUGAUUUGUGGAACAGCGGGACCAAGGCCAUGUUCUGGCCCUUCCAUCGCUCCCAAAAGCACCAGUACAAUGUCCUGCAGCUUCCUCCGUACCAGUUCGAGAAGCGGCACCACUGGCUGGAGUAUGUGGAUCGCCACGGCAGUGAUGCCCCUGUCCCCGUGGCGGCGAUCGAGGCAAAGCCGGCCGACAUGGUAUCCUUCUCCCAGUAUGCCGACGACACGGGGAACCUCGCGAUCUUCAACAUCAACCAGGAGACCAGCGAGUUCCAAGCAGCCAUUGAAGGCCACCGCGUCCUCGGCCAUCCGCUCUGUCCCGUCUCCUUGUACAUCGAAGUUGCGACACGGGCGGCGGCUCUGCUCCACCCCAACUUCUCGACUGAGACGCAUGCAUCGGGCGUUGAUGCGCUGGAAAUCUUCACGCCUCUUGGUCUUGACACGGCACGGCAAGCCCAGGUUACGCUUCUCAGCAUUGGCGAGGACGAGUGGGAGUUCACCGUCCAUAGCUUUCCGCUUGGCGACACGGCGUCGAGAAAGACCAGGCACGCCACGGCCAGAAUUCGCAUCACGUCCCUGCUUGACAAGAGCACCGCGGCCAUGUUUGCGCGCUUCCAGCGUCUGGCCAAGUACGAGGAAUGCGAAGCUCUCUUUGCCGACGGAGCCGCCGCAGGCAUCCAGGGGCCGUUGGUGUACAAGAUGUUCGACAAGGUCGUCAAUUACUCGGGGAUCUACCGUGGCGUGCUGAAGAUUGCGUCCAAGAACCAGAAAGUGAGCGGUCUCGUUCAGCUACCAGACGCUACGGCGAAGGGAGCAGACAUGGAGAAGUCGGCCUGCAAUCCACUGGCCAUUGACAACUUCACCCAAGUUGCCGGCCUCCACGUCAACGGGCUUGAUGAGUGCGGAAACGACGAAGUGUACAUCUGCUCGCAGGUCGAUGAGAUUCGCGCCCUUCAGAGCCUCAAGAGACCUGAUGGUGGCAGUGCUGGCCCGUGGCUGGUGCAUGCCAACUUUAGCAGGCAAGGGGACAGAGAGCUCCUGAACGAUAUCUUCGUCUUCGAUACGUCAGCUAAGACUCUAGUCAUGACCAUCCUGGGGGUCCGAUUUACCAAGACCAACGUGAAUAUGCUGCAGAAGGUACUGGCUCGUGCAAACACAGCGCACUCUCAUCAAGCCCAGGCAAAGGUUGAACCUCCCCGUACCGCUGCGGCGCAGAUCAAGUCCGCCAUCAGCACCCAGCUCAUCCGCACUGCCAAUGCUCCGGAGCGUAGCCGGAACCGCAAGAGGGCUCUCGAAGACAAGGUCAACAGCAACAUUAGAAUUGGCCUCAAGCAACUACUGCAAGAGGUAGCGGACGUGUCUCCCGAGCAGAUCCAUGACAGCACUCUCCUCGUCGAUGUCGGCAUCGACUCCCUGAUGGCCACCGAGGUGCAGACGGCCAUCGGCGACAGGUUUGGCGUCCUCCUCACAACUGCUGAGUUCCAAUCCAUUGAGGACUUUGGAUCCUUGUGCGCAGCAGUGCAGCCGGCCCAGAGCAGUGCUCGGAGCUCCUCCGAGGACGACCUGUCUGACGAUAACGAGCUCCUAGCCUCCUCUCACUCGGCCACGCCUGCAUCCAGUGUCGAGUACGAGUUUCAAAACGACGAGCUCGUGGCCAAACUGCAGAAGUUGGUGGCAGGCCAUCUUGAUGUCUCAGAGGCUAUUGCGCCAGACCUUUUGCUAGCAGACGCCGGCGUGGACUCCUUGUUGGGAAUCGAGCUGGGGGCAGAUAUUGAAAAGGAGUUUGGACGGACCAUCGACAUGAUGCAGCUCAGUCCGACCUGCACUUUUGCUGACCUGGCCCCUGCAGCGGAAAAGGACCUCCUCGCACACGCGGCCGAGGACUUCCGCGCGAUCCGUUCGGAUUACCUUCGCUUCGCAAAGGAAACCGGCUGGGCAGGAUUCCGACAGAAUGCGUACCCCAAGCAGAGGCAACUGGUGCUGAGCUACGUCCUCGAGGCUUUCGCCCAGUUGGGCUGUGACAUUGCCCGUGUUGAGGGGGGCGAUGUCCUCCCCAAUGUCCCGCAUAUGCCGAAGCAUGCCAAAGUCGUAGGCCAGUUCUACAAGGUUCUCCAAGAGGCUAGCCUUGUCCGCAAACAGGGGGACAAGCUGGUCAGGUCCCAAACCCCGUGCCCCAAGACCGAUGCGGAAGAACUAGUCCAGCAGAUGAUCGUCGCCUAUCCCCAGCACGCCUCCGAGCUCAAGCUGCUACGAUCCACGGGCUCCAAGCUGGCAGACGUCCUGUCGGGCAAGGUCGAUCCCCUCCAGAUCAUCUUCCGCACAAAGGCCGACAGAGAUCUGCUCGAGGAUGUCUAUACCAACUCGCCAAUGUUCUCGACCGGAACCAAGGUGCUAGCCAACUUCUUCACCAAAGCACUCGAAAUCCACCGCGGCGGCGAGCAAGUACGCAUCCUCGAGCUUGGUGCCGGCACGGGCGGUACGACCAAGACGAUCCUCGAGACGCUCUCGUCGAUGGGAGUCAACUUUUCGUACACCUUCACCGACCUGUCGUCGUCGCUCGUGGCGGCGGCCAAGAGGAAGUUUGCCAAGUACGGGGACGCCGUCAACUUCUCCGUCCUCGACGUCGAAAAGCCACCGCCGCAGCACCUCGUUGGGAACUACCACAUCGCCCUCGCGUCCAACUGCGUCCAUGCCACCAAGAGCCUGCUGGUUUCGUCGACCAAUACCUGCAAGAUGCUUCGUCAAGACGGUAUGCUCUGCCUGCUGGAGCUGACGAGAAACCUGUACUGGCUGGACUGUGUCUUUGGUCUGCUCGAGGGCUGGUGGCUCUUUGAGGAUGGCCGGGAACAUGUCCUUGCGGAUGAGUUCCUCUGGAAGGAUACCCUGCUGAGAGCCGGGUUCAAGCACGUUGACUGGAGCGAUGACGACAGCGAGGAGUCGGAUCAGUUCCGUCUGGUGGUGGGAUUCAAGUCUGCGCCGGACCACCUAAUCUCCGCGGUUGAGAAGCUACAGCUCGCGGCAGCGGCGGCCAAAAAGGCGGCCGCCAAGCUGGUGACCAAAGAAACCGUCGAGUACCACCGCGUCGGAGAUGUCUCCCUCCAAGCCGACAUCUACUACCCCGACCAGCCCGACGACGGCACCGCCAAGCGCCCCAUCGCUCUCAUGAUCCACGGCGGCGGACACAUCAUGCUCUCGCGCAAAGACAUCCGCCCGCGGCAAACCCGCCUCCUCCUCUCACGGGGUCUCCUCCCCAUCAGCAUCGACUACCGGCUCUGCCCCGAAGUGACCCUCCCCGCCGGCCCCAUGACCGACGUCGGCACAGCUCUACACUGGGCGCGCACCACGCUCCCCUCUCUCCUACCUAACGCCACCCGGCCGGACAUCCGCGCGGACGGCAGCCGGGUCGUGGUCAUUGGCUGGUCGACGGGCGGCACCCUCUCCAUGACGCUGCCGUUCACGGCGCCGGCGCGGGGCAUUGCGCCGCCCGAGGCGGUGCUGGCGUUUUAUUGCCCGACGGAUUAUCAGGAUGGGUUUUGGAGGGAGCCGAAUUUUCCCGAGGAGACGACGGAGAGAGAGGCCGGGGUGGAGUAUGAUUUGCUAGAGGGGGUAAGGGACGGCGCGAUUACCGCGUAUAAUGUGCCGGCGGCGCAGCGGGCGACGGGAGGGUGGAUGUCGUUGGAGGAUCCGCGGUCGAGGAUCGCGCUGCAUAUGAAUUGGAAGGGGCAGGCGUUGCCGGUUUUGUUGGGGGGGUUGCCGAGUAAGGGCAAGGCGGGUGAGGGGGUGGAUUGGAAGAAUCGGCCGCAGCCGAGUGAUGAGGAGGUGGCGGCGGUGAGUCCGUAUGCGCAGGUGGUGGCGGGGAGUUAUAGGACGCCAACGUUCUUGAUUCAUGGCACGAGGGAUGAUUUGAUCCCGUGGCAGCAUACGGAGAGGAUUAAGGAUGCGUUGGUGGAGAGGGGCGUGCCGGCGGGGGCGGCGAUUGUGCAGGAUGCGGUUCAUUUGUUUGAUUUGUAUGGGAGUGAGGGCUGGGAGGCGGUCUUGGAGGGGUAUGAGUUCUUGUUCAAGCAGAUUGGCGUCUAG